Messenger RNA from Elephantulus edwardii (Cape elephant shrew), 582 nucleotides. RefSeq names its product interferon alpha-1/13-like. NCBI's taxonomy places the organism in Eukaryota, Metazoa, Chordata, Mammalia, Macroscelidea, Macroscelididae. The record is from RefSeq and is a predicted model, not a curated record. The coding region runs from base 1 to 582 and encodes 193 amino acids. The transcript has a single exon. Gene Ontology annotation, biological process: natural killer cell activation involved in immune response; defense response; B cell proliferation. Gene Ontology annotation, cellular component: extracellular region. Gene Ontology annotation, molecular function: cytokine activity; type I interferon receptor binding.
AUGGCCCUCUCUUAUUUUCUGCUGGUGGUCCUGGUGGCGUUGAGCUGCAACGCCACCUGCUGUCUGGGCUGUAAGAUGGCUUGGAGCCAUAGCCUGGCUAACAGAACUUUGACAGUUCUGCAAGAAAUGAAGAGGAUUGAUCCUUCCUAUUGCCUGAAGGACAGAAAAGAUUUUGGAUUUCCUCAGAAGGAGCUAGAUGGCCACAAGUUCCUGAAGGCUCAAGCCAUCUCUGUCCACCGUGACCUGAUCCAGCAGAUCUUCAACCUCUUCAGCAAUCAAAAUACAUCUGCUGCUUGGAAUAAGACCCACCUGGAUGAACUGUGCACUGUACUUGAUCAGCAGCUGAAUAACCUGGAAGUCUGUUUGAUGCAGGAGAUGGAGAAAGAAGAAGGCUCCCUGAUAAAUGUGCGCUCCAGACUGGCUGUGAGGAAAUACUUCCGGGGGAUCACUGUCUAUUUGGCAGAGAAGAAAUACAGCCCCUGUUCUUGGGAGGUCACCAGAGCAGAAAUCAUGAGGGUCUUCUCGGCAUUGACAAACUGGCAAGAGAGACUAAGACGUGAGGAAGGAGACCUGGUCCAAUGA